This is a messenger RNA of Mytilus trossulus (common blue mussel), 6631 nucleotides long. RefSeq names its product tudor domain-containing protein 5-like. The transcript has 23 exons. The record is from RefSeq and is a predicted model, not a curated record. Lineage: Eukaryota; Metazoa; Mollusca; Bivalvia; Mytilida; Mytilidae. The coding region runs from base 206 to 3805 and encodes 1199 amino acids.
GUAUCGAUAGGGAAAGGAAAAAUUUUUAAAACAGUAAACCAGAUCAUAAUUGCUAAAAUAAAGAUUUCCAUUCCUAGUGUACAGAAAUGAACAUAUAAAACAAGUGUGGGAACCAGUAGGACAUAAUUUUUCUACAACCACAUGGAAGUUAGCAAAAUUUAUUUUUGAUAGGCUGGCGCGAAAGAACUGAAAAUAAACACUCAAUAUGACUGACAUUGCAAAUAAAAGGCAUGAAAUUGCCAAGGAGAUUAGGGCCUUAUUGAUGUCAAGUCCUGCAGCCCUGACAAUUGAUGAACUAAGGAGAGAUUUUCAUCAGUUCAUGGACAAACCUAUUCCCUUUAGGGAACUUGGGUACUCCAAUCUUGAAGACCUGUUAAGAGACAUGACAGAUGUUUUACAGAUUACUUAUAGAAAGGGAAUGAUGUGUCUUGAAGUUAUCCCAGAUGACACAACCCGCCACAUUGCAAAACUUGUGUCUAAACAAAAAAUUCCAAACAAGAACAAAUAUGCCACAAUGAGGAGAGGGCCACCUCCUAGAAGGCAGCAAUAUAAAGUGACGCCUUCUUUGCCUCGUUAUAUAAAAGAUAACAUAUCAGAACUAUUUAGAUCCUAUUCCAAUGGCUUACCGUUAACUCAUUUAGAUACUGCUUAUUCAAAGCGCUUUGGUUCGAUGUUUUCAUUUAAUAGACUUGGCUUUGUGUCUAUUAAAGAGCUUUUAUAUUCUAUUCCUGAAUGUGUUUUACUCAAAGAAUUUCAAGGUGGAGAGUGGAGAGUUUUACCUGUACAUAUGAAAGCACCUGAAGGCAAUUGGAGAACAAGAGGACACAAACCAGAAAAAAGAACUUUAAGUCCACAAAACAGACCCCCAGAUGGAUGGUCUAGGCAGUAUGACCAAAGACAAGCUGCUGCCGUUGUAGAAACACCACAACAAUACAACAGCACCUUGACAAAUAGAGUUGAGUCAGGAAGACCUGAUACCACUGCUCAACAAAAGCCAAUCAGAGGAAGAGGGAGAGGAAUGAAGAGAAGCGCCAGCGGUGGAGAUCAAGCAUCUGUAGGUAGAGAAAGUGAAUCCAGUUAUAAUUCCAAUGAACCAGAAAUAGAUCCAGAAUGUUGUCUUGAAACAGAACCUAAUGAUGGAACACAACUACUCCAGACAGAAUUAAGAGAUUUGCUUGCUGAAAAAACAGAGGGGAUAUGGGCUAGUCAGUUACCAUUCUUAUACAAGAUGAAAUACAGUAAACUCCUCAAUUUUAAAGACCUAGGGUACAUGAGUGUUAUAGAGUUAUGUAAUUCUUUUCCUGACCAGAUUUUGAUAGAAAGACCUGUAUCCAAGGGAGAUUGGUUAUUGUAUGAUGCUAGAGUUCCUAGAAAAUCACCUAAAAAGGAGCGUGAUGAUGCAGAUAAAACCAUAAUAGAGGAGAAGAGGAAGCGUCAUAAUAGUCAGAAAGGUGCUGAUCCAGAGUUAAAAGAAAAAAUAAGACAAGUUGUAAUGUGCCGGAAAGAGGGAAUUCCAUUAAAAGAUUUUUUGGCAUUUUAUCAGAAAUUAAUAGGCGAUAGUUUACCAGUAGAAGAGUUGGGUUUUGGCUCCGUUGAAAGAUUUUUGUUGUCGUUGACUGACACAUUGUUACAGUUUAAGUAUAAAGGAGAUGGAAUCAUUAUGGUGUUACCAUUGGAUACCACUGCUCCACAAAGAACAGAUAAGCUGAAAUACCUACCAGAACCUGAGGAAGUGGUUAAGAGUUCACUACCAGAAGAUGCAAUUUUACCAGGUGCCUGCUACAGACAUUUGGAAUUACCACAAUUAGGAGAAUAUUUUGAAGUCUUUGUCUCAAAUAUUGUUUCUCCUGGUCUAUUCUGGUUCCAAGUUAGAUCCAAGAAGACCACAGUAGCAUUAGAGAAAGUGAUGAACCAGUUGGAAUACUGUUAUAAAACCGCUGAAGGUAAUACAUACAGGAUACCAGAUGAAUUAUUAGUGGUUGGACUGGUUGUAGCCGCUGUAUUCCCUGAGGAUGAUAACUACCAUAGAUGUAUAGUUACCAAGCUGGAGAUAGGACAUCAAGCACAGGUGUAUUUUGUAGAUUAUGGAAACACAUGCAGUGUCCACAGAAAAAAUUUACGCUUACUCAGGUCCAAAUUUUUAAAACUGCCAAUUCAGGCAAUUCAAGGAAGACUGGGAAAUGUACAACCAAAUGGACCAGAGGGCCAGAAGUGGACAAUGAAUGCAAGAAACAAACUACUUUCCAUGUGUAUAAAUAAACCACUGGUGGCAUUAGCAACAAAAGAAAAGGAUAGAGUAAUGUCCCUUGUUCUGGUAGACACUUCAGGAGAAGAGGAUGUCUGUUACAAUGACAAGCUUGUACAAGAAGGAUAUGCUAUAUUUAGACCAGACGAUCAUACCACUAAUCUAACAGGUCCUUCAGAUGCACCAGAGAUACCAGAUUACAGUUAUGUGUAUGGUAUCACAGAUCACCAGUCAAGUUACCCUGACACAAGCUCAGUCACAGCACUAUCUUCACACGAUACAGAUGUCUCUGAAAUCAAACAAAGAUUUGUCAAGGAAAAACAGCUGACAUCAGAGUUUAAGAUUCAUGUAAUUAACUUGGAUGGGGUUGCACGUGUGUUAUCUGAAGAAAUAUCGGCUUUUCUCUUUGACACUGAUGUUCUUACAGGCAUGCUUGAACAGAAGAGGAAGAAGAUAAGUAAAAUUGAAAUAUCUAUGGAAGAACAACCUCAAGUUUUCAUGGAACUUCAAGAAUAUGGAGCCAUCCCUCCCUCAAGAAGAUGUAUAAGCCUGUAUGAAUUGAAUAGUGUUCCUCAGAUUUUACAUGUAUUUAACCUGACAUCAGGAGAGUUAAUCAGCAGUAUUACAGAUGUGAUAGAAAAGUUUGAUCCAGAAGAAGCAUACUGGAAGGGAGAGUCUGGUGAGGAAAUGGAAACAGAAAGUAUAGACGGGGAUUAUGCUGAUAUGGAUCAAGAAAAAAUAACUCUUACCAUUGAUACGCUGCAAUACAAGAGAAAACGAAUUUUGCAGUCUUUGAUGGAUGUAACUAUUAGCCAAAGUGAAGAGGUGGUAAAUGAAUUGAAUAAUAUAGAAACACAAAUAUCUCAACUGAAAACAGCACUAGAGAAAGCCCCUAAAACUACACCACCAGUUGAUCAGUUUGAAGAUGCAGAAUCUCGAACCAAAAAAACAGAACUUCGUUCAUCUACAGGAAAAUCUGAUGCUGCAACAAAGUCUGUGUUGUCAGCAUCAGUGAGCCCUGUCAAGAUGACCAACGUAGUGACACCAAUGAAGAUCACUGCACCGCCAAAUUUGCCAAAACCAACAAAUAGUGGAGCUGCUAAUCUGGCCACCCAGAAUCCAAUGAACACUUUUAACAUGACACCACAACAGCUCUUCUAUCAACAGAUGUUAUUCUCUCAGAUGAACCAACAAGCUAUGAUUAAUCCAUUAAUGUCACAGUUUAUGUUGGGUCAAGUGGGCAGUAUGCCAGGUGCUCAAGGUCAGCCAAAUGACGGACAGCUUUUUGGUUUAAAUUCCAUGUCUCAAAUGGGAAAUCCUAUGCAAGGAAUUCCUCAAAUGGGAAAUCCUAUGCAUUCCAUGUCACAGAUGGGAAAUCCCUUGCAGAACCCUGUGCGACAGAUGGGACAACCUAUGGGAUUACAGAAUAUGUCUGAUGUUAGUCAUAAUCAAGGUGAUGUUGAAGACCUUCCAUUGUUACCAGGGUUACUGCCCUUGUUACAACAUUUAAGCAUUGGACGUGGCAGUGGAGACAGAGGUGGAAACUCUGGAUCACAGUGAUAUGUGCUUGUCGAUUUACAAUACAAUCCAUCACUACAUUACCAAAUUAUUCAAUGCAGUAUUAUUUUAUCAUUUUAUGACUUUGUACAUAUAUCUGCUUUUUAAAUGUUUUGCAGUUUAAAAAUGUUAUUUUGUUACUUUUUUUAUUUUCAUUUUAUUUGUCACUGCUGUCAUGCACAAAAAGGACGGUUUUAAAUUGGGUUUUUAUUACUUAACCUCCAAAAUGUAAAUAUUGUAUAAUGAAACAUCUGUUUGAGAGAUUAACCUUUGUUUAUUUUUAGUGCUAUAAAGAAUUUGCGCCAUUGUAUAUACAAGUAUGCCAUAAUGGUUCCACUCUUACUUAUCUGUGCUUCAUUAUUAUUUUUGUACCUUUUAUUGCUAUUGUUUUAAGCUUGUUUUUUUUUAUUUGAGCACAUUCAUUUGUGUUAUUUUGGUGAUGAACAUUGUCAACUUGACUUUGAUUUGUAUAGUAUUUGUUUGAAGAAGAUACUGUAAAUUCAGAAAUUAUUGCGUGCAUUUAUUAUUGUGACUUUGUCAUUUUAGAUUUGAAUGCGAUUUAAAAUUUUACGAUUUUGAGAAAAAUCCUGUUAAAUUCAUAGAAAAUAUUUCAAAAUGUGAGUUUAAAUUAUUGCGUUUAUAACUCAGUCGCAUUUUUGGCAAUAAUAAAAACCUGGCAUUAAUUUCUGAAUUUACAGUAUUUAAAUCCAAUUGCUGUAUUGUGUUUUAACAGUUGUCUACUGUAGUUCAUGAUGGUGCUAUGUAUAUGUGUGUAAAACAUAAAUUUGUUAUUUCUUAACAAAGAAAUCGUGUGAUUGCUAUAUUCAGUUAUGUAGAUAGUGAAAAGUAGUUGUUAUUGAUGUUAAUGUUGAUAACAGAUUCAAAAGAAUGACAAAUUCAGUAAUUUAUAUCCUUAAACCAGUCCCUAUUAGGUGCAAUGCAAAUGGGGAAGAGAAAUAUAACUAAUAUAUCAUUUAUAACCAUAACCACUUUCAAUGUUAAUAUCAUACACAUUUGUAGUUAAUAUAGCCAAUAUACCUUUGUCUUUCAGUUGAACAAAAUGUGAUUUGGUUAUAAUCAAUCGUCUCUUCCUCAUUUUAAGAGACUUCAUUAGUAUAAUGUCAUAAAGAAUUAGAUGUACUCAUGAUUAUUGCUGUUUGUAUACUGUUCAAUGGUUAAUUUGAUAGUUUACAGGGCCAUGAACCCUUUUUGCAAGGUUUUAUUUUAUGUUUGUUUUUAGUUUUUCCAUUUAACUAUAGUUCCUUAUACAUCUAUAUCUUCAUUGUGAAAUUUAUAGCAGAAAUAGACCACCAAGGCCAUACAGUGACCCAUAGGUGUUAAUUUCUGUUUCAUUUUGGUCUCUUGUGGAGAGUUGUCUCAUUGACAGUCAUACCACAUCUUCUUUUUUUACACUUAAAUAAUUUUCCCUUCAUAUUACACAUAAUUGUAAGGAAAAGCAAUAUUUACAUCCAAAUCAUACCUGUGAGUUCAAAAAGGAUUGGCUGUUAAUGAUCUUUCCAUACAGAAUGUUUUGAUUAUAUGAUGUUUCCAUGUUAAAUUCAAAAUGUCCAAAAUUAUCGUUCAUUUUCAGGAAUUUCAUGUUUUCUGUGUGUCAGAAAAAUUCUUUAAUCUUAAAACACAUUACAUCCUUAUUUUAGAUAUAUCUUCAGUUCAAAAGGAUACAAAAAAUAAUAUUUAUAUUCUUUGUUCUGGAAAACUUUAUUUUACUUUAUCAUUCAGUCUGACAUGCUAGAAAAAAGGCUUGAAAACAGCUUCAAGUUAUUUUUCAUUUCAAAUUGUUAUGUUUCUGGUAAUGUAUAUUGCAAAUAACUUGGUCAAUGAAAGACAAUCCUGUAAAGAAAAUGAGUUUUUUUAAUUUUUCAGUGGUGUUUCUUUUGGUGAGUUGUUAAUUAUAUGUAGAAAGAAUAUGUUCCCAUCUUUAGUACUUUUGGGGUAAACUUUGCUUGACAUGUAAUUAUAACCCUAUUGGCAUUGGCCUGAGGAAAAAAUAUCCAGGCCUUAUUUACUGUUGAGACCCCCCAAAAAACCUUGGUGCAUUGAUACCAUUCUUUAUAUCCUAUCCAUAUCACUGCCAAGUAAUUUAUUAUUGAUGUAUACUGAGAUAUUGAAAUUAUAAAUUCAGGUGUAAUAUAUGAAUAUCUAUACUUGUCAUGAAAACAUUUUAUUGAAAUUUCAUUAUUUGUACAAGGUGUAUGUAUCUGUCUUGUCAUCUAAAAAUGUGUUCUAGGACAAAAUAAUGGCAAUAUUUUAUUUUAAGUUAACAUUGCAAGGUAAAGAGUAUUCUUACCACUCAUGGCGCUUUAUUCAAAUAAUCUCAUCUAUUUUAGACCAUUAGCCAAUUGCAUUUAAUCUCUUUACUCUAUUGAAGUGCAUUUUAACAUUGCAUACUUUUCUAAUCUCAUUUUAACUUCGGAGAAACUAUAUAUUUCCCAUGUUUUUCAGAAAAAAUUUGUAAUGCCAAUAUUGAAAGAUUUGUAUAAUAGGAGAACAACUGAUUAAAGAUUAUUAUGGUGUAGUAUAACUUGGUUGCUUUUUAAAAUAUAACAUACCCAAAAUAUCAGUUAACUAUUUGCUACAUACUAUAUACAGAGAACUCAUAAUAGGACAGUUUUUGAAAAUCAAUCAAAAUUUGGAGUGAAGUUGUAAAUAGGAAAUGUAUAUUUUAUGUUUUUGUGCUACUUUAAUCCUUGAAAUAUUUUGUUAUUAGUGCUGAUAAGUUUUAUAUUUUUAUGCAAAGAAGCAUUUUUACAUAAACCGUUUGUUAUUUUUAGUGAUGUUUUUUGCAAUAAAAUACUUCACAAGUUAUCA